AUGGACCACAAACCUGUUACGGCUGCCCAUGGCGACACUCCCAUGCAACAAACAUAUGAAGUCGACACCAAGCCCAACGCUACCGAUACGCUCCCUGUAUCUGCCCACCGACCCACCAUUGCCCUUGCAGCAGACCCGACACACGACCCGGAAGACCCUUUGCGACACAAGGACAUAGCAAACUCGGACAAGUACGACGCGGCAUCCUCCGGAGACGACACAAACUUGGGCGACGUUGCAGACAUCCAGAAUGCCAGUAACCGCCCCAACGACACAAACAGCAAGAAGCUCAACACGACACAAACCGUCAUCAUCUUCAUGACCAACGAAAUUGGAAUUGGUAUCCUGUCCUUGCCGAGCGCCCUCAACACGCUCGGUUUCUUCCCAGGCAUCGUUUGUAUCAUUGGCAUGGGUCUCCUCAGUCUGUACACUGCGUACAACCUGGUCCAGUACUGGCGAAAGUAUCCCUACAUGCUGAACAUUGUUGACUACGGUCGCGUUCUUGGCGGUCCCUGGCUCGAGGCAGUUUUCGCCAUUGGCUUCUUGAUCAACAUGGCCCUCAUCAGUGCCUCGGCAGUCGUCACCAUUUCGAUCGGUCUCAACACCGUUAGCGAUCAUGCGACCUGCACAGUUGCCUUUACCGUCGUCGCCGCCGUUGCCAUGUGGGCCAUGUGCGUGCCUCACAGCAUGCGCUUCGUAUCGUGGGCGUCUUGGCCUUGCACAAUCUCCAUCUUCUCCACCGUCAUGAUCGUCAUGAUCACAUUGGGUGUUCAGGGUCCGCGCAACCCUGAAGCUCCGCUCAACCUCAGGGCGAUCGGAAACCCGACUUUUACCCAAGCAACCUCUGCGUUCCUCAACAUUGCUUUUGCUUUCAGCGGCAACCAAGCCUUUCCUACCGUCUUGGCCGAAAUGGAGAACCCUUCCCGCGACUACCCCAAGGCUAUCAUCAUCGAGAAGUGUUCGUCGAUCACGAUCUACGUGAUCGUCGCUGCCGUCGUCUACGCACUGUCUGGCGAGCAGGUCGCGUCACCUGCCCUCGGCUCUCUGCGCACAAUCAUGGCCAAGGCCUCCUACGGCGUCAUCUUCAUCGGACUCCUCGGAACCGGUCUAGUCUUUGGCAUGACAGCAGCCCGCUACCUCCACGUCUACUUCCUUCGCAAGGUCAGUGAGCGUCAGGCCAAGAAAAACAGCGGGACCACCGUCAACAUGUCUUCUUCCGAAAAGACUUCGGCCGGCCGUCGCCUCUCCGUCUCCACCCCCGACGUCGGCAAGAAGACGGAAUGGUUCAGCUGGAUCUUUUCCGUCAGUCUUUUCUGGGUCGUCGUCUGGAUUCUCGCCAACGCCAUCCCCGUCUUCAGCUCGCUGCUCAACAUCUCUGCCGCGCUGCUGCUCUCAUGGUUCACCUGGGGCAUCACGGUUCUGUUCUGGUUUGACCUCAACAAGAACGGCAGGUGGCGCUCUACCUGGAAAAAGUCUCUCACGGCCGCUUUCAACGUCUUGAUCAUGUGCGUGACGCUCUUCAUGGUCGGCCCGGGAAUGUACGCUAGUAUCGAUGCGCUGCUGCAUACUUUUGCCACGACAAAAGUUAAUGGUGCGUUUACUUGUGCCGAUAACAGUAUUCUGUAGAUACAGUUUUUUUCUCUUUUCUUUUAAAUCUUCAUUGUUUAGUUUUUUUAGCAGCGACUUUGAGACUUUGAGAUGUCAGGGCUUUGGGGGGCAUGAACACGAUGUGUACGAUAGAUGAAAGAUACGAUGGUCGAGGAUUACAGGGCUGGUCUUGCCUGAAUAAGCGAACUUUUUUUUCAACUGUUACAACUUUCUGCCUUUUUGCUGGUCUCAAGUGUGGUUGUGUGCUCGUCUGUGUGUGUUCAAGCUGAUACACUGAUGAAUCCAACGUGCUAUAUGUGUAGUGUACACCAUUGCGAGUCGCACCUCUG
Messenger RNA from Exserohilum turcica Et28A, 1937 nucleotides. RefSeq lists its product as uncharacterized. Lineage: Eukaryota; Fungi; Ascomycota; Dothideomycetes; Pleosporales; Pleosporaceae. Gene Ontology annotation, cellular component: vacuolar membrane. The transcript has a single exon. The record is from RefSeq and is a predicted model, not a curated record. Gene Ontology annotation, molecular function: amino acid transmembrane transporter activity. Gene Ontology annotation, biological process: amino acid transmembrane transport. Bases 1 to 1626 code for a protein of 541 amino acids.